GAUGUUUUCCGAGGCUUUACCAUUGUGAUGAUGAUGAUGAUCGACAACCAGGGCUCGCCGCAGCAUGUCUGGUGGCCGUUUCACGAGACGGUGUGGAACGGGCUAGGCACCGCAGACUUUAUCUUUCCCUUCUUUCUCUUCAUCAUGGGAUCGGCGGUGGCCAUGGCGCUCAAGCGGGCGGCAUGGAGCGCGAGUCCUGUUGGCGUCUGCAGGGAUCGGGCAGUGUGGAUCAAGGUUGCGCGGCGGAGUGUGGCGCUGUUUGGCCUCGGCCUCCUCGCCAACUUGCAGGGAACCAACUUUGAGUUUGGCAAGCUCCGCAUCAUGGGCGUUCUCCAGCGGCUGGGCCUUUGCUACGGUCUUGUUGCGGUCCUCUACCUCACGCUCCCACCGCUUGGCCAGCGCAUUGCGGUUGUCCUCGGCGCCGGUCUCUACCUUGUCAUCAUGUACGCCGUCGACGUGCCGGACGGAUGCGGUGAUGGCAAGCUGACGCCGUAUUGCAACGGCGGGGCGUACAUCGACCGCUCGGUCUUUGGCCGCUCUAACAUGAUGUGGCCAAACGACCCCGAGGGCCUCACCUCGACGCUGACGGCGACGGUCACCACCUUUGCUGGCCUCGAGCUGGGGCGCAUCCUUGUCAACGCGCCGCGAGCGCCGGCCCACAUGCUCCCACGCGAUGCACAGUCGUUUGUCCACAUGCAAGCCAAGAUGGUGGCUGUCGCCUGGGCAGCGCUCUCGCUCAUGGCCGUCGUCAUCUCGCUUGCCCUCCUCCCGGUCAUGCAGUUCUCCAAAAAGCGGUACACUGUCAACUUUGCGCUCAUGACCGCCGGCUGCGGCGGGCUCCUCCUUGCGGGCCUCUACGCCGCCAUGGACAUGCCGGGCUUCCAGCGCGCACCACUUGUCGUCGCCGCGCGCAAGCUGGGCCAGCCGCUGGUGUGGAUCGGAUGCAACCCGCUUGCCGUCUUUCUCGGCAUGCUCGAGCUCGAGCUGGUGCUGAUGGACAACGUCAAGGUCUCGCUCAACGGCGAGCGCGUCUCGCUCUGGCACUGGUUGUAUGUCAAGGCCUUUGCGUCCUGGAUGUCACCGUCGUUGGCGUCGUCGGCCAUGGCAGGUGCCGUCCUCGCGCUCUGGUGGCUGGUGGCGUGGAUCAUGUAUCGCAGGCAGUGGUUCCUCAAGCUGUAGCACUGCUCGCCAAGCCGUCUUGCCUCACGCUCAGCGAGCCUCAGCC
Molecule: messenger RNA, 1225 nt
Organism: Thecamonas trahens ATCC 50062
Lineage: Eukaryota; Apusomonadida; Apusomonadidae
Exons: 1
Coding region: 28-1179 (383 amino acids)
Source: RefSeq, a predicted model, not a curated record